Mucor mucedo is the source of this 2371-nucleotide messenger RNA. RefSeq names its product APG9-domain-containing protein. The record is from RefSeq and is a predicted model, not a curated record. Gene Ontology annotation, cellular component: autophagosome; phagophore assembly site. The coding region runs from base 116 to 2224 and encodes 702 amino acids. Lineage: Eukaryota; Fungi; Mucoromycota; Mucoromycetes; Mucorales; Mucoraceae. Gene Ontology annotation, biological process: autophagy of mitochondrion; protein localization to phagophore assembly site. The transcript is spliced from 8 exons.
UCCAUUGACAGAACAGCUGAAGCAUCACCUGUGUGUGGGGCGAUUGGAGACAUUCACUAGCCGCAGUACGUAUGCCCUUAUCUUUUUUUCACCUUUUUCCCUCGAAAUACAUGGCAUGUCCAAUUCAAGACUAUUACAAGAGUAUUCAGACGACGAAGAAUUUACUUUAAAUCCAGUCCAUGAAACGGUUGCUGAUAACAGCAGAUAUCUAAACGGUAGUCUGCAACGACCGUAUUUUCAAACCACUGACUCUUCGGACAAUGAAGACAUGGAAGCUCCACCAUCUCUCAUUCUGGAGCGUGCAUCUCCAAUACAGACCCAUCAUAGACCUUCAACAAGAGACCAUGUCACUACUUAUGAUCGUACCAUGUGGCGUUGGGCUAAUGUAGAAAAUAUGGACGAUUUUUUUAAUAGAGUGUAUGAAUAUUUUCAGGGAAAAGGCAUUUAUUGUAUAUUAUUAGCUAGACUGUUGAACCUGCUAACUUUGGCAUUCAUAAUUCUCUUUUCAACAUUUCUAAUCGGUUGCAUAAACUACUCUGAAAUAACAUCUCGACACAAGCUAUCUGACGUCGUUGAGCCUCAGUGCAUUUCAAAGCUUUCCGCUACAAAAUUCUUAUUCUUGUCAAUAUUUGUAGCAUGGUGGAUCUGGCAAGGAAUUCGAUUUAUAACAGACAUACCAAUGCUGAAAGAAAUGCAUAAUUUUUAUACCCAUCUUUUACUUAUUCCAGACCAAGAUAUGCAAACUGUAUCAUGGCAAACUGUAUUAGAUCGUAUUAUUGAUAUACGAGAGACCAACCCCAAUGUGUCCGAUAUUCGACUCACAGAACACGAUGUUGCAAGUCGAAUUAUGCGAAAAGAGAAUUACUUGAUUGCGUUAUUUAACAAGGAUCUAUUGAAUAUCACCAUACCUUUACCGUAUUUAAACAAGAAACACAUUUUCACAAGAGAUCUAGAAUGGAAUUUAACUUUCUGUCUAUUGGGGUUUGUAUUCGAUCAUCGAGGCCAAAUGAGAAAGCGAUUUUUAAAGGAAAAGAACAAGCAUGUUUUGGUAGCUGGAUUGAAAAGAAGAUUUAUUUUUAUGGGCUUAUUGAACUUUGCCUUGUCGCCCUUUAUUCUCGCCUAUUUGAUUUUGCACUUUUUCUUUCGUUAUUUUGAGGAAUAUCACAAAAAUCCAGGAGAAAUGGGGUCAAGGGGAUAUACGCCAUUUGCCAAGUGGAAGUUUCGUGAAUUUAACGAACUACCUCAUUUGUUUCGUAAUCGUAUCAGCCAAAGUUAUGAAUUCGCUAAUCUUUACAUCAACCAAUUUCCCAAAGAAAAAACUAUUCUUGCAGCAAAAUUUGUAUCUUUUCUUGCAGGAUCUUUUGCCGGUGUUUUAGCACUUUUUACUCUGUUUGAUUCUGAAGCACUACUCAAUUUUGAAAUCACACCGAAUGGGACAGUUUUGUUUUACUUGGGCAUCACAGGAACGAUAUUCGCUGUUACACGAGGAAUGAUACCUGAUGAAAAUCAAGUGUUCGAGCCCGAGAGAUUGUUACGACAAGUUGUGGAACAUACACAUUAUUUACCCGCAGAAUGGAAACACAAGUUGCAUACGGACCAAGUGCGAGGGGAGUUUUGCUUGCUAUUUGAUUAUAAAGUGGGUGUAUUUUUGCAAGAGCUCACUAGUGUAAUCUUUGCUCCGCUUGUAUUGUGCUUAUCUUUACCAACCAGUGCAGAACAGAUAGUGGACUUUUUUAGAGAAUUUACAAUUCAUGUGGAUGGAUUGGGGUAUGUAUGUAGUUUUGCUCAGUUUGAUUUUGAGAGACAUGGUAACGUAAAUUACGGAGUGCAAGGCGUUACCACGGAGGACGAGUAUUACCUUAGCAAGCAAGGAAAGAUGGAAAAGAGCUUCAUCAGCUUCAAGGCCAAUCAUCCCAAGUGGAUACCACAAGAUUUAGGUGGGUCAAUGUACUUGUCUCGACUUACGGAAUUCAAGAAUCAAAAAAGGCAUGUUCAUAUUCAAGAAGAAGAUUCCGAUGAUGAACAAGUUGAAAGGAGGAGACCCGAGAAGCAACCAAUGCGACUAAAUCAAUAUGGCAUACCUGAUGUUGUACCUAGUAAUUUAGGUGAUUCAUUUGCAGCAAACCAAAGAUGGAACCAACAAGAAGACGCGAUUGAUAAAAAAGAGGGCAUGAUGGGCUUAUUAAAUCAAUUUUAUGAUUUGAGUAAUAAUCCAACUACCUAAAGUAGUGUUUUUUCCCACAGUGUAAAACCAAUCAGCUUUCGUGAUUAUACAAAAUUUCGGAUGCCUCAUCUUGGUACCUCCCUUUUUUUGACGUCUGUUUAUCUUUUAUCAAAAAUUAAAUAAAAAAUCUAUUCCUUAUCGUUCGAA